AUGGAAAGUGAGGACACGAAGAAAAUACAAGAAAUGAAGACUGACCUGAACUUAUUAUUGGAGUGUCUGAAGUAUCAAAUGGACAAUGCUUUUUCGCAAAAGGAAGCUCUGGUCACUAUUCAUUCAAUUUGCCAACAAAACAGUAAUGCAGGUCUUUAUUUUCGGGAAAUUGGUGGUUUGAUAUUUGUAAAAAAUCUUGCAAAGUCAAGUGAACAUAGUAUGGUAAAAGAAGCAGCAUUAUAUACAUUAGGAGCUGUUGCAGAACAAAAUGUUUACUGUCAGCAGACUUUGUGCACUUCAGAAUUGUUUGAAGACCUAACUUGGUUCUUAUCUAACAAUGAUUCAAACACAAAUUUGAAAAGAAUGUCUGUCUAUGUUAUUUUGGUUCUAGUUUCAAAUAAUAGGACUGGACAGACGCUUGUGAGAGAAACAGGUUGUAUUUCAGUUCUAUCACAGUUGUUCAAGACAGUUCUUUCAAAAUAUGAGUUGAAUUUGUCAGAUGAAAAUGUUUUCCAGAGUUAUCAGUUGUGGUCUUCAGUGUGUAGUACUCUGUGUGUCUGUGUCAACAAUCCUCAAAAUGAUGAAAAUCAAAUGCUUUGCUCUUCACUUUUUCCACAUGCUAAUGACUGGCUAAUAAAUUGCAUGAAACCUGAGAUAAUUCGCCCUAUUUGCUCAUUCAUUGGACUCACGGUUGCAAAUAACACAUACGUGCAGAAAUACUUUAUAUCUGUGGGUGGACUGGAUGUAUUGUCUCAAGUUCUUGUGCAGUUGGAAUCUGAUUCACACAAGACUCUUUCCAGUGCUAAGCUUGCAGUGGUGGUGACAAAGACAGUGGAUGCAUGUAUUGCUGAUAAUCCUACUUUUGGGGUAGUACUAUCCAAGUACCACAUUGUUUCAAAACUUCUGGCAUUACUGCUUCAUGAAAAUCUGGAUUCAGGAGAAAAAUUUAGUAUCAUACUUACUGUUGGUCAUUGUACAGAGGAUUGUGAGGAAAAUCAGUAUGACCUUUUUAAAAGCAAUGGGCUUCCACUCAUGAUACAAGUCUUAACUGAAUCUCAGAACGAGGAACUAAACAAAGCUGCCACUUUUGUGCUUCACAACUGCAAAAAAAUUACUGAGAAGUUAUCUCUAAGUCUAGGAGAAUAUUCUUUUGAUGAAAAUGAAGAACAAUUAAAGGACAUAAAUAUGAAAGAGAAGAAUCUUGAAGAUUACUGGAAGAAAGCGAAGGAAAUUCUACACAGAAUAGAACAGCUUGAAAGAGAAGGAAAUGAGGAAAGAGUACAAAGAGAAAAAUAUAAGGAUUAUGUUUCAUCUGUGAACAUAAAUAUUCAAAAUACGUUGAAACACCUCCAUGCAGAUAGCAGUGGUGGAAGUCCCAAAGCAGAAGAUAAGGAUAAAAGCCAGUCUAGAAAGCUUCAGAGUUAUAUGUCCCCUGAAGUCAUGUCUAAAGCAUGUACAAAUGAUGAUCAAAUGAAGACCCUGUUAAAGAGUGCAAAUCCAGUUAAUGCUUGUUAUAGGGAGAGUGGGCAAAAUAAGACUUUAUGUAAAGCCAAUUCAAGCUGCAAUCGAAACUUACGUGAAGAAACAACUUUUGAAAAAAAGAAUUUUGUUUCUCAAUCAAGCGACCAUAUUUUUAAACAUCCAACUCCUAUUGCCAAAAACACAAAGCAGCAGUUACCAGUAACAGAUCCAUUUACAUUAUGUUCAGAUAUAAUAAAUAAAGAAGUCAUUGGUUUUCUAGCAACAGACAAUUGUUCCAAAAUAUUGAAGUCUAGAUGCUCAGGUUGCAUAGCAGUAGGAAAAUCCCUGAAUAGCCGAAAUUUUAGCAAGCUGUUACACUCUUGCCCAUACCAGUGUGAUCGUCACAAAGUCAUUGUGGAAGCUGAAGACAGAUAUAAAAGUGGACUAAGGAAAUCACUUAUCUGUAACAAAAAAAUUCUGCUGACCCCAUGUAGAAGACGAAAACUCAAUAAUGAAUCUACUACCCCUGGAGGAAUAAUACGCGGGCCUCUCACUACUGUGGCCUCUCCCAUUGCGGAGCACAGGCUCCGGACACCUGCAGGCUCAGCGGCCAUGGCUCACGGGCCGAGCCGCUCUGCAGCAUGUGGGAUCUUCCCAGACCGGGGCACGAACCCGUGUCCCCUGCAUCGGCAGGCGACUCUCAACCACUGUGCCACCAGGAAUCUUAUCAUGGAUGGCACCCUGAAUUGGCUGGGUCAGGGCAGGAGAUUGGGGCGGGUCCCUAGCAGCCUCCUCUGGUGGUCCUUGCUCAUCAGCCCUCUCUGGGCCUGGUCUUUUAACAAGCCUCAACACUAUCAUCCAGCCUACAUUUCACUUUCUUGUCUAUGA
Messenger RNA from Kogia breviceps (pygmy sperm whale), 2349 nucleotides. NCBI's taxonomy places the organism in Eukaryota, Metazoa, Chordata, Mammalia, Artiodactyla, Physeteridae. The record is from RefSeq and is a predicted model, not a curated record.